Molecule: messenger RNA, 2338 nt
Organism: Nothobranchius furzeri (turquoise killifish)
Lineage: Eukaryota; Metazoa; Chordata; Actinopteri; Cyprinodontiformes; Nothobranchiidae
Gene: slco2b1
Product: solute carrier organic anion transporter family, member 2B1
Biological process (GO): sodium-independent organic anion transport; transmembrane transport
Cellular component (GO): plasma membrane
Molecular function (GO): protein binding
Source: RefSeq, a predicted model, not a curated record
AUUCCAGGACCUCCUUUUCCUCCUCCCCCUCCUGCAGAGGAUCUCCCAGAAGCGAGACAUUCUUCCUCAGAAGCGAGGAGCCGAGCAGAUCUGGAACUGGAUCUGGGUCGAACAGCUGCGUUCACAGUUAGAAGAAGUUAAGAGAUGGGAGCUCAUGACGUGAACUCUGAUCCCCCGGGGUCAAUGACUGCUGUCCGUCGCUGGAGGCCUUUCAACAGCAUCAAGUUCUUCGUGAUGUGCCACAGUUUGCUGCAGCUGGCCCAGCUGUUGGUGUCGAGCUACAUGAAGAGCUCCAUCUCCACCAUUGAGAGACGUUAUGGUCUUUCCAGUCAGAAGUCAGGACUGCUCGCCUCCUUCAAUGAGGUGGGGAACACGGUCCUCAUCAUCUUUGUGAGUUUCUUUGGAAGUCGAGUCCACCGGCCACGAUUCAUUGGGGGCGGAGCUCUGUUGGCCUGUUUAGCCUCACUGCUGAUAGCGAUGCCUCACUUCCUGAGUGGACAGUACCACUACACAGCUCAGUACCUCUCCAGCGGUGAUAAUAGCUCCGGUCUUUGCCAGUCCAGCACCCUCACUAACUCGUCCACACAGGAAGGACCCUCCUGCCAAAAGCAGGAAAGUCCUUCCCAGCAGUUGGUCUACCCUUUGCUACUUCUGGGUCAGCUGCUCCUGGGGAUUGGAGCUGUUCCCAUCCAGCCCUUUGGAAUCUCGUACAUAGACGACUACGCCAGUCAGAAGAACUCGCCGCUCUACCUGGGAAUCCUCCUCGCCGUGACCUCGUUCGGGCCCGUCUUCGGCUUCGUGACGGGUUCCUUGAUGCUGCGUUUCUUUGUUGACUUUGACAAACUGCCUAAAGCCCAGAUCAGGUUGGAACCUACGGACCUUCGCUGGGUCGGCGCCUGGUGGCUCGGCUUCCUGGUAGCUUCCUGUUUGCUCUUCCUCACCGCACUGCCGUACCUCUUUUUCCCCCAAGAAAUGCCCAAAGAGAGAGAUGCAGCAGACGUGGAGUCCAGACUGGACAGGAAGCAGCAGACAGACUCGGUCCAGGAACUGUCUCUCCUUCAGUUCCUCAAAAGUUUUCCAGGUGUUGCCUUGCGAACGCUGCAGAGUCCCAUCUACCUGCUGGUGGUUCUGGCUCAGGUGAACCUGGCAGCUCUCCUGUCCGGCCUCUCCACCUUCAUGGCAAAGUUCAUCGAGAAGCAGUUCAGUCGGACGGUGCCCUUCUCCACCAUGAUGAUGGGAGGAGUCGGGAUCCCACUGGCGGUGCUUGGAAUCGUCCUGGGUGGAGCUCUGAUGCGGAGGUUUAAUCUGUCGGUGGGCGGAGCUACCAAGCUGUGUACGGCAGCCAUCUUACUCUGCAUGUUCUCCUCCGUCCCACUGCUGCUGAUUGGCUGUCCCACUCAGAGGGUCGCAGGGAUCUUUCCUAAAGGCCCUCUGCCCUGUAGUGCUGACUGUGACUGUCCUGACGAGGUCUUUAACCCGGUCUGUGGUUCUGAUGGGGUGGAGUUCUUGUCUCCGUGCUCCGCCGGCUGCAUGUCUGUAGAAAUCUACGACAGCAGAAUCACAAACUACACAGAGUGUCGGUGUGUCAAUGGUUCUAGUUGGGCGCGACCCGGGACCUGUGGCAGCUCAUGUGGUCACCUCCUUUGGCCGUUUGUGGUUCUGUUGGGUCUCACCAGCUUCAUCGCCUCCUUCUCACAGACGCCGUCAUACAUGUUGAUCCUCAGGACGGUGGAUCCCAAGGACAAGUCCUUUGCAGUUGGUGUCCAGUACAUGCUGUUCAGAGUCUUGGCGUUCAUGCCUGGCCCGGUUCUGUACGGUGCCGUCAUCGACACAACCUGCAUCCUGUGGGGGAAGAAGUGUGGCAAGCAGACUUCCUGUCACUACUAUGACCUGGACACCUUCAGACACAGGUUUCUGGGUCUGAUGGUGGUCUUCAUCUGUGGAGCGCUGCUCUGCUUCCUGCUGACCAUCCUGGUCCUCCGAAGAAAAGCUGGAACCUACCAACUUCCAUCGGGAACCAAAGGAGGUUACGAGCUCGUGGGGGGGCAGAAUGCACAGGAGAAGAAAUCUGACAGAGUGACAACCUGAGCAGGUCGAAAUGUCCUGGAAGGAGCAGCUCCUCGGAGCUGACAUAAAGAUCAAUCCGAUCAGACUCUUCCUCUUGUGGAUCCAGUAUUCCAUUUAAUGUGACCAACGUUCCGAGAUGAACCCGGAGUGCAGACUCGGGAAACUUUUCAUCUGAGCCUUUAAACUUAAGACGCAACCUCAGCUCAUAGUGUACUCAUCCUUAAACUCUCCUUCUACUCAGGUGGCCCAGGUCACAUGGUGAGCCAGGUCA